Pipistrellus kuhlii (Kuhl's pipistrelle) is the source of this 2517-nucleotide messenger RNA. It is a transcript of the gene HS3ST5, whose product is annotated as heparan sulfate-glucosamine 3-sulfotransferase 5. NCBI's taxonomy places the organism in Eukaryota, Metazoa, Chordata, Mammalia, Chiroptera, Vespertilionidae. The record is from RefSeq and is a predicted model, not a curated record. Bases 687 to 1724 code for a protein of 345 amino acids. The transcript is spliced from 7 exons. Gene Ontology annotation, molecular function: [heparan sulfate]-glucosamine 3-sulfotransferase activity.
GCCCGCCCGCUUCUGACUCUCCCGCGCGCGGCACACGGAGAGCCCCGCUUUCCCGUUCCCAUUCGAGCCGGCUGGCUGGCUGGCUCUCCACGCCGAAGCCCGGGCAUUCGAAACUACUGGACCAAGUGCCGCAGGGACCGUCAGGGCCGCCCGGCGGCCUGGCACGGGCUGCCCGCGCCCUGGGCUCCCGCCCGCGCCUCUGCCGCCAGCGCCGGGGACCGCGAGAUAACCAGGUGCCCAGAGGCCUCUCGUCUUCUCUUCUCAAUGGCAUUUCUGGUGUCCAUCUAAGGAGUCUCCUUGUCCAGCCUUGAAAUUUUUGGAAAUUAAACAGAGGACUCGCUUCAUAUCUUCUUCUUGAAGAUUUCCACCAUAUAUAUCCAGAACUUUCUGAAUAAGCAUAAAGAUUUUAAGGUGCUGACAAGCAGGGAGCAAGCCCCAAAGACAGGCCGUAGGGAAGGAGAGGCCAUGGAAUAUCCACCAACCAGAUAAUCAUCGCUGGAUCAACCGGGACGUGUCUGAAUGUAGAUGAGGAUUAACAAAAAAAACAAAAAACAAAAAACCCAAUGUUAUUUUGAUCACCUACUGUAAAGCUAUCAAAAAGAAAGCCAGGAAAAGGAAACCAAGUUUUGCUAAAUACUCAUGAACAUUGUCAAGGCUACAGAAGUCCUGAAGGUUGAUGGAGGGCCAUGCUAUUCAAACAGCAGGUGUGGCUGAGACAGAAGCUCCUGGUGCUGGGAAGCCUUGCUGUUGGAAGUCUCCUGUAUCUAGUCGCCAGAGUUGGGAGUUUGGAUAGGCUACAACCCAUUUGCCCCAUUGAAGGCCGAUUUGGAGCCCGCGGGCAGGCUGACUUCCCGCUCCGUGCCCUGCAGUUCAAGCGCGGCCUGCUGCACGAGUUCCGGAAGGGCAACGUUUCCAAGGAACAGGUUCGCCUUCAUGACCUGGUCCAGCAACUCCCCAAGGCCAUUAUCAUUGGGGUGAGAAAAGGAGGCACCAGGGCCCUGCUUGAGAUGCUGAACCUCCAUCCAGCUGUGGUCAAAGCCUCUCAAGAAAUCCACUUUUUUGACAAUGAUGAGAAUUAUGCCAAGGGCAUUGAGUGGUAUAGAAAAAAGAUGCCUUUUUCCUACCCUCAGCAAAUCACAAUUGAAAAGAGCCCGGCAUAUUUUAUCACAGAGGAGGUUCCAGAAAGGAUUUACAAAAUGAACUCAUCCAUCAAGUUGCUGAUCAUUGUCAGGGAGCCAACCACAAGAGCUAUUUCUGAUUACACUCAGGUGCUAGAGGGAAAGGAGAGGAAGAAUAAAACUUAUUACAAGUUUGAGAAGCUGGCUAUAGACCCUAAUACCUGCGAAGUGAACACAAAAUACAAAGCAGUAAGAACCAGCAUCUACACCAAACAUUUGGAGAGGUGGUUGAAAUACUUUCCGAUUGAGCAAUUUCACAUUGUGGAUGGAGAUCGCCUCAUCACGGAGCCUCUGCCAGAACUUCAGCUCGUGGAGAAGUUCCUAAAUCUUCCCCCGAGAAUAAGUCAGUACAACUUGUAUUUCAAUGUUACCAGAGGGUUCUACUGCUUGCGAUUUAACGUUAUCUUUAAUAAGUGCCUGGCUGGCAGCAAGGGGCGCAUUCAUCCAGAGGUGGACCCCUCUGUCAUUACCAAAUUGCGCAAAUUCUUUCACCCUUUCAAUCAAAAGUUUUACCAGAUCACUGGGAGGACACUGAACUGGCCCUAAAAUAAUAAGUCAGACAACACCAUGUGUUGUGCCUGGAGACACGCAAUGUCUCCUCUCCAUUGAAAUAUGCACUUUUCCGAGACACAACUAUCCAAGUCAUGUUUCCAUCUCUACUUGUAUAUACACAGUGUGUGACCAAAAUAUAAGUCCAGUUCUUUUUUUCUGAUGAAAAUGUACAAAAACAAUUUGCUGUCUGCUUAGUUGCAUCUUUGAAAGACAGGUUACUAAAAGAAGAAGUGGUGGUAUUGGGGGAAAGGGACUUCAGCUAUUCUCAAAGAGUUAGUCUUCCUUUGUGUCAGAAUUUGUCACCCGCCAUUUACAUAAAUUGAAGCCAAAAGAUGAAUGUGUGAAAAGUACCAAUGGCUGUGAAGCUGCAGGAAGGAGAGGAUUCGGUUAUGCAUUCUUUUCUAAGGGAAAGCUGGCUCUUUAAUUCAGAUGCUGAAUUGGUGCCAGGAAAACAGAAAAUGCUAUUUUCUUAUGAUUUAAAAGGAUGUCCUAUCUCCUAAAAUUGACAUUGUCCCAAAGUUCCUGUGGUGAUUUUGCACUAUUGUUUUCUCGUAUGGACCAUGAUGUCACUUGUAGCAUGUCGAUCAUACAUUGGUAAGUCCUUUCGCUUCCAUGUUCUAUGUCAACAAAGAGAAAUGUCAUGUACAUAGUGUAUAUUAUUGUAAAUACUUGUUUCACACUAAGUAACUCUAUUUUGUAAACUGAAUAUGGCUAUUUAAUUUAUUGUGAAAAUUAAAUUUAUUGUGGUAUUUAAAAAUGGAAUGGAUUAAAAUUACUCUAUGUGCAA